Molecule: messenger RNA, 3474 nt
Organism: Sardina pilchardus (European sardine)
Lineage: Eukaryota; Metazoa; Chordata; Actinopteri; Clupeiformes; Clupeidae
Gene: prkg3
Product: protein kinase cGMP-dependent 3
Exons: 32
Coding region: 1-3390 (1129 amino acids)
Biological process (GO): protein phosphorylation
Molecular function (GO): cGMP-dependent protein kinase activity; ATP binding
Source: RefSeq, a predicted model, not a curated record
AUGAUUGUCCUAGUCUUUGCCAGUCAUGCUGCUCUCUCAGUCCGAGCUCUGGAAAGCGUGCCUGGAAUACAUUUCCAGACCGUGCACGGUGGUCAUCGGCGCCGUUACCGCCGCCCUGUACUACCUAUGGGGCCGCAGACUCCGGUGCUGGUGUGCAGUGACGGGUUCCGGGUGUUUCUGCAGCAGCACUGUCCGGUGGUGGCCGAGUGCUUCCGUCCGACUCCGUGGUGCUGGGGGGGCCGUCUGCAGACGCUUGUGCGCGUCCUCAUCAAGUCCAGCCCCCCCGUCGCCUACAGGAAUGAGCUGAUCAAGACGCGUGACGGUGGCCAGAUCUCUCUGGACUGGGUGGAUAACGCGGGGUGUGAGCAGUACCCUGACGGAGCGGUGCGUCCCACGGUGCUCAUCCUGCCGGGACUCACCGGGAACAGCCGCCAGACCUACGUGCUGCACGCCGUCAGCCAGGCCUCCCGCAGGGGCUACCGGUGUGUGGUCUUCAACAACAGGGGCUUCGGAGGAGAGGAGCUGCUGACCCCGUUGACGUUCUGCGCGGCGGACACCUCAGACCUGGAGCGGGUGGUGACACAUGUGAAGGAGCUUUACCCACAAGCCCCUCUGCUUGGAACCGGAGUGUCACUGGGAGGGAUGCUGCUGCUGAACUACCUGGCGCGUAAAGGUCAGGAGGCGGGGCUUCUGGCGGGCCUCACCAUGUCGGUCAGCUGGGACACGCUGGAGUCCUGCGCCUCUCUGGAGCAGCCAAUCAACUGGCUGCUUUUCAACCGCCACCUCACCGGCAACCUGUGCCGCGCCAUCAAGCGGCACAGGAGGAUUCUGGAGGCUGUGGUGGACGUGGACCAUGUGCUGAAGGCGCGCUCCAUCCGUGAGUUUGACGAGCGCUACACCUCGGUGAUGUUCGGCUACAAGUCGUGUGUGGAUUACUACCAGGCAGCCAGCCCCGGAUACAAGCUGCCCCAGACCACCGUGCCUGUGCUGUGUCUCAACGCUGCAGACGACCCCUUCUCCCCUAAACACGCGCUGCCCGUGUCCCUGGCGUCCACUCUGCCCAACGUGGCGCUGCUGGUGACGUCUGGCGGUGGGCACAUCGGCUUCCUGGAGGGUUUGUUCCCGCGCGGCGAGGGCUACAUGGACCGCCUCUUCGGCCGGCCAGUUCGCUCAGGCCGCCUUCGAGCACACCGCCGCCCUGCAGGCCGCAUGCACGCCCCGCCCCAUGUGUGUGUGUGUGAGCAGGGAUAUUCCUCUCCUGGAUGUCCGGAACCUGGAUGGUGUGGAGCCUCACACACACAUGACGCUCUGCUAGAACUUCUCCUGAGCUACCGGAUCCACUCAGACAUGGAGGCCCAGUUGGAGGAGUUGAGGCGUCAGCUGGAGGAGCAGUGUCAACUGACCCAGAAACUUCAGACAGAGAACCAGAACCUGGAACGGCAAAUUCAAGAGAAAGAGAAACAACUGCAAGAGUUGCAGAGUCGCUUUGAUGAAGCAGUGCCGGGGUCGCGUUCUCAGCGGAACAGCGUGGAGAGCGUUGCCGAGGUGCGGCAGAGUCGAGCCGCCGUCAUCGCACCUGAGCCCCUCACAGAACACCUGGACAUCCCCAGGGUCAAAAAGACCGCCAGCGAGGCGGAGCAGAUCAAGCAGGCCAUCCAGAAGAACGACUUCCUGAGUCGCCUUGACGACGAGCAGAUAUCCAUGAUGGUGGAGCUGUUGGAAGCGCUGGACCGUUGCCCCGGCGACGACGUCAUCGUGGAGGGCACUGAGGGAGACAGCAUGUACAUUGUAGCAGCGGGGGAGCUGAAGGUCACUCAGGGGGGUCAUGUCCUGCGGAACCUCUCGUCCGGAGACGUCUUCGGGGAGCUGGCCAUCCUCUACAACUGCAAGAGGACCGCCUCCGUCAGAGCGGCCACUGCGGUCCGGCUGUGGAGUAUCCAGCGGCAGAAGUACCGCACCAUCAUGACCAACAAGUCCAUCAGGAAGCGCGAGCAGCUCAUGGGCUUCCUGAAGACUGCCCAGACUCUGAAGGCGCUGAAUGACCUGCAGCUCUCCAAAAUCAUCGACUCCAUGGAGGAGGUAAAGUUCCAGAAGAGUGAGGUGAUUGUGCGAGAGGGUGCGGAGGGGAACACUUUCUACAUCAUCCUGGAGGGCGAGGUGCUGGUGACGAAGAAGGUGAGCGGGCAGCAGAAGACCAUCCGCAAAAUGGGCCAAGGAGAGCACUUUGGAGAGCUAGCGCUCAUACGGGAGAUCCUGAGGACAGCCACAUGCACAGCCCUGGGCCCCGUCACCUGCUUCUGCAUCGACAAGGAAGUCUUUGAAGAGACCAUCCCCAUCGAGAAUCUGGAACUGCAUGAUGAACUCAAAGUACUGGAGGCGUCAACUGAGCCUGAGGAUGUUCGGCCUGGUGCGUCUCUGCGGCUGAAGGACCUGCUCCCAGUGUUCUACCAGGAGGGGCGUUACCAGGGCGACCCCGUCACUCUCGGAGUGGGAGGGUUUGGGCGCGUCACACUGGUCACCACAAAGCAUUCUGGGAAGUAUUUUGCCAUUAAAAAAGUCAGCAAAGCGCACAUCGUUGCCAAGCGACAGGAGGCCCAUAUUCUGUUUGAGAAGCGAAUUCUCCAGAUCAUUCAGUGUGACUUCAUCGUAAAGCUGCACGGGGCCUUCAAAGACUCGCGCUACAUCUACAUGGCCAUGGAGUACUGCGGGGGAGGAGAGAUCUGGACCAAGCUCAAGCAAGUCGGGCGGUUUGAUGAGCCGGUGGCAGUGUUCUGUGCUGCGUGUGUUGUGGAGGCGUUUGCGUACCUGCACAAGAAGGGCAUCAUGUACCGAGACCUCAAGCCUGAGAACCUGCUGCUGGACACGCGCGGAUACGUCAAGCUGGUGGAUUUCGGCUUUGCUAAGGAGCUGAGUCGGGGGGCGAAGACGUACUCGUUCUGUGGCACGCCUGAGUACAUGGCGCCCGAGAUCAUCCAGAACCACGGACACGACUACGCCGCCGACUUCUGGUCCCUCGGAGUGCUCGUCUACGAGCUGCUGGUGGGGAGCCCCCCGUUCUCCAGCUCUGAGCCCCAGAAGAUCUACUCCAAGAUCCUGGACGGCGUGCUCAAGUACCCCCCCCACAUGAGCGAAGCGGCCCGCUCCCUCAUCAGCAAGCUCUGCAGACCUCGUCCAGGCCAGAGACUCGGAAACACAAAGAAUGGGAUCAAAGAUGUCCGACAUCACAGGUGGUUCAGCACUGUUAACUGGCACAAGUUGAGAAUGGGACAAGUCGAGGCCCCCACAGUCCGACUCAUACGAAAGGGUCCGUGCUACAUCAACUUCGACCGCUUCCCGCAUGACAAGGCCCUGGCCGAGGAGGAGUUCUCUGGCUGGGACAAAGACUUCUGAGCAGCGCUGGCGUUCCGGAACCUUCCGCCCUGUCCGGGGUUCUGCAGGCGGAAUGUUGGAGAGGAAUGUUGGAGAGGAAUGUUG